CGAUGAAAAACCCGCCGCCGCGCUCGCCAUGACCUCGCCCUUCCCUCACCACUCCCGACACCGCUGAACCUUCUCUCCACCUCUCAACCAAUACUAAUUCGGAGAGCCCCAGUCAUGUCGUACAACCCGAAUCCACCCCACGGCAACCCCGCGGGAGCUCAAGACAUGGCCUCGAACUUCAGUGCCAUGCUCGCACGCUCAAUGCAGCCUCCCCAGGCGGAGGGUGCCAUCGCCGAAGCUGCGAGCACACCACCGCCUGCCGCUGGCUAUGGAGGAGUGUACAAUGCACCCCCGCCGAGCCAAUACCACGCCGCUCUUGGCCCAGCUUCAGUGCCGCAGUCCCAGGCCGUCUUACCAGUUGAUCUGCCGCCGCAAGCGUUCUUGACGUCCGCUAUGCUUCUCGACCUGGUUGACAAGAAGAUCACGGUUCUCCUCCGUGACGAGACCGAAUUCAUCGGCAUCCUCCGGUCCUAUGAUCAAUAUGGAAACCUCGUCCUCACUGAAGUGGUACAACGCUGGAGCGCUGCAAACCCAGAAUGGGAGAAUGACAACACCCUCCGAAAGUGGCUCAUUGCUGACGUUCGCCAGCCAGGCGUGCAGAUCGUUCGAGGAGAGAAUGUCAUGAUCGCCGGUACCGUUGAUCUCGACAGGGAGGACGACCCGAGACAAUGCGCGUUUGGUCCCGAGAAACUCGUCAAAGAAUUGGCAACUGCCCAGAAGGCUGCCAAGAAAGUUGAGAAGGAGAAGCAGGCCAAGAAGCUUAGGAAGGCCGGGAUCGAGCCGGGUUUCGAUUUGCAGUGAUCAUUGGAGUAUGGAGGGAGCUGCAUUGAUGCAUUUCACAUACGAAUUAAUUAUGGUGGAAUGAGCUUGAUGUUAGGCGCUAGCAUGAGCGGCUACGUUUGUUAUGGUAAACUAAAUGAUACCAGGACAACAAUGUCCACCGGGGAUUAGCUUUCUCUCAUGAUGGAUUGCUG
This is a messenger RNA of Lindgomyces ingoldianus, 974 nucleotides long. RefSeq lists its product as uncharacterized. Gene Ontology annotation, cellular component: Lsm1-7-Pat1 complex; P-body. Gene Ontology annotation, biological process: deadenylation-dependent decapping of nuclear-transcribed mRNA. The coding region runs from base 115 to 801 and encodes 228 amino acids. The transcript is spliced from 3 exons. NCBI's taxonomy places the organism in Eukaryota, Fungi, Ascomycota, Dothideomycetes, Pleosporales, Lindgomycetaceae. The record is from RefSeq and is a predicted model, not a curated record. Gene Ontology annotation, molecular function: RNA cap binding.